Messenger RNA from Pimephales promelas (fathead minnow), 1244 nucleotides. Lineage: Eukaryota; Metazoa; Chordata; Actinopteri; Cypriniformes; Leuciscidae. The record is from RefSeq and is a predicted model, not a curated record.
UGGGAUUUUACCUUAGACGCACAGCAGCUGGGGAUCACACUCACAUACAUUAGACACUCGAUGCUGUCUCUGAAAUCUAUAUACAGUGCACAUGAUGAAAGCUGAAUAAAUGGCUCUCGUGACAUGACAAUUUCAGGACAUCAUAUCUCUGCUAUUGGGCUGUGAGUGGGCAGAAGCACAGACAUUAUGUAACUCAAAUGUUCCUGCUUCAGAGACAGUAAAGAGAGCAUCCAAACACAGACACACGCAUGCAUGCAUGCAUGAGAGAGAGCCAGUGAGAAGUAAAUAAAUGAAAAUCUCACCUGACCUGGUUAGGAUGAGUGAAUAAAAAGAUGAAGCUGAGAGGGGAGACAGCGUUUGUAACGGAGAUGAUGGGGGUUGAAAGGCAGUGUGAGGUGGAGAUACUAAAACAGCCCCAAAAAGAGUCACAGUGUGUCCGAAAACAGCUGUCAGUCAACUCUAACAGAACCAAUGGACCAGGCAGGACCAAGGAUAAGAAACUGCGGAAUGAGGUGUUUCCAUUGCAUUUAUCUGAAUUAUCGCCCCAGCAUGUGGAAGCAUACCGACUGCUAGAGGACAGGAAACACAAACUUUCACCCGAGACCGCCGCCCUCUACCUGCUUCGACAACAGCACAAACUUUUGGAGACUGAGAUCAGCAGGAAAAGAAAGGAGUGUGAAGUCCUUGAGGAGGAGGUGAAGAAAAAGAGCCAGUCAUGUCAAACUCUGGAGACUGAGAUCAGCAGGAAAAGAAAGGAGUGUGAAGUCCUUGAGGAGGAGGUGAAGAAAAAGAGCCAGUCAUGUCAAACUCUGGAGAGUGAGCUUCAGCAUGUUCUGCAGGAGAAAGCACGCCUGAAUCUCCGGUUGUUCAACGAUACCCAGAACGCAACAAAAUAUGAGCAGGUGGAGACCUUGGGCUGCCCGGCAUACAUUUCAGCAUUCUCAACUCAACUCAAUCCGGCGAGUCCCCCUGCCCCUCAGGAGCACAGCAGUGACCACCCACUCACUCAUGACAUUGAGGAAUUCAUCUCUGAACGGGUGUAUCAAUGUGCCGUCCACUCAAGGCCGAGGCUCGCCAUGGCCUGUGAAAGUAGACGCAUCAGCUCGAAUUCGAUGCUGGCCCAUUUCACUGAUGACUCGCGGGCAGAGGGGGAGAGGUCCGCAGAGCUCGCCCAGUCCUCACUGUCCGAUGCCAGGAUAGAUCAGCUGUCCUCCUCUGCAGAUGCAGCUAUCUGCCGUCAUUAA